AUGUACACGCCAUCUUGGACCGCGGCCUGCGCGCUUGCCCUCUCGACCUUGGCGUCUGCUCAAACACCACCAGGCUCAAGCCCAUCCGCCAGCCAAAAUCUGGCCGUCAGCUACAAUGGCACGCAGGUGACACCCAACGUUCUGCUGCCACAGCCAUUGGUCGCGACCCAGCCAUCAGUCACCUACAGCAGCGCCUUGAACGGCACGUACAUGCUGGCCCUACUAGACCUCAGCAUUUCGGCAUCUAGCUACAAUGCUUCCGGACCAAAAGCACCAGGCCUUGAGCCCUGCCGUACUACUCGUCUCCACUGGUUGCAGGGCAACGUCACCCGCGCGAGCAAUGGCAGUCUAGUAGCUGGCUCUGCGCCAAUCGCUAUGUAUGCCGGUCCCAUGCCACCACUUAACGACAUUCCGCACACCUACACUUUCUACCUCCUCCGUCAACCCGCCAACUUCACCCUCCCAGCUUGGGAUGCUGGCCGCGACCUUCUCAACGCCUCCGCCUCGGCACGCAUGAAUUUCUCUAUCCAGGCCAUCGCUAACCAGGUUGGUGCACCUGUUGCUGCAAACUACAUGCGCGUACAGAAUGCGAAGAACAAUGCGACCGGCACCGCAAGCAAUGGUACUUGCCCUUCUAAUAGUACGACUGGGAACGCUGGCACUCCCGCACCAUAUACAGGCGUUGCGGCGACAAUGGGCGCCAAUGCUGCGUUGGUGCUGGUCGCUGUGCUGGCCUUUGCUCUGUUGUAA
Molecule: messenger RNA, 750 nt
Organism: Recurvomyces mirabilis
Lineage: Eukaryota; Fungi; Ascomycota; Dothideomycetes; Mycosphaerellales; Teratosphaeriaceae
Exons: 3
Coding region: 1-750 (249 amino acids)
Source: RefSeq, a predicted model, not a curated record